This is a messenger RNA of Prosopis cineraria, 1339 nucleotides long. RefSeq lists its product as uncharacterized. NCBI's taxonomy places the organism in Eukaryota, Viridiplantae, Streptophyta, Magnoliopsida, Fabales, Fabaceae. The record is from RefSeq and is a predicted model, not a curated record.
GUCCAGCUGUGAAAUGAAAUGCAUACUGUAUACCCUUUCGUGCGUUCAUUAAAAUUUCAAUUUUCAAGGUAGCAAUAUUGGUUGAGCGGUUGUGGUUUUAACGGCCGUGCUUGCUUCUUCUUCUUUCUUCUCUUGGCUACCGGAAUUGGCAGUGGCAGGCGCUUCCCCUAUCGUGAGCUUUUGGUUGAGUCUUCAAAUUCUCUUCUCGAACCUUCUUCACCUGCUUCUGAGACUCAGAAUCGCUUACUCUUAGCACGAUUCUUUAUCCCCUUGCUCUGCCGGUCGAAUUUCAAUGGCUUCAUGUAGCUUAGGAACGUCAAAUAUUAAAUUGUUCAACUUAGGUACAGGUAGUAAAAGAGUCGGAAUAUCACAACAGUAUGCUAUAAGAAGUUGGACCGGCAGAAAGUCACUACAAAACACCCACUUGAUCUCAUCAGAACGAUCAGUUAAAUUUUUAACUGCAUGCAGAGGUCCAUCAUUAACAAGCCAGUCUGCUGCAAGUUCAGAAGAUGGCUCUGAAGAGGUUAAGUCUUCAGGUCCAACAAGUGAACUUAUUCCCAAUAUAAAUGAGGUGCAAUUUUUGCUCAAUGAAUUGUGUGACACAAAGUCAGUUCAGGAACUAGAAUUGAAGCUUGCUGGAUUUCACCUGCAUGUGGUGCGGGGUUUUACCGAGAAAAGUAUAGCAGUACCUCCUCCAGCACCCCCUGCUGUUAGUGCAAACACUGUCACAGAAUCAUCUGAUUUGAAUGGAUCAGUUUCCGCAUCAUCUUUGGCUAUCUCUAAGCCAGAAGCUUCUUCGGAGGGUAAGGGAUUUCUGGAUAAAGCUGCAGACGAAGGCUUGGUGAUAAUUACAUCCCCGAGGGUGGGUUUCUUUAGGACAUCUCGAAAUAAAGGAAAGCGUGCUCCACCAUCAUGUAAAGAGAAGCAAAUAGUUAAGGAGGGCCAAGCGAUAUGUUACGUAGAACAGCUUGGUGGUGAACUGCCAAUCGAGUCUGAUGUAUCGGGGGAGAUUGUCAAGAUUCUCAGAGAGGAUGGAGAGCCUGUUGGAUAUGGUGAUGCACUCAUAGCAGUCUUGCCGUCAUUUCCUGGAAUAAAGCUUCAGUAGACCUCAUGGUGGUUUUUUUGUAAUGCUAUUUGAAUCACGUAAUAAAUUGGGGUUUGGGUAUACAGAAGAACAAAAUGAUCCAAUAUGCUGUUUCAUCCUUUGUUGUCUGUUACUGUGAUAGCUGUUAGCAAAUUCUUUUCCGUUAUUCUUUGUCUGUUGGAGAAGGGAGAAACACAUAACCAGAGAACUAGUUCGAUUUCUUUGAGUAAUAUAUCUAUUGCAUUUGGCUGUCAA